Messenger RNA from Ziziphus jujuba (common jujube), 2971 nucleotides. RefSeq lists its product as uncharacterized. Gene Ontology annotation, biological process: protein deubiquitination; double-strand break repair via homologous recombination. NCBI's taxonomy places the organism in Eukaryota, Viridiplantae, Streptophyta, Magnoliopsida, Rosales, Rhamnaceae. The coding region runs from base 171 to 2462 and encodes 763 amino acids. The transcript is spliced from 19 exons. Gene Ontology annotation, molecular function: ubiquitin binding. The record is from RefSeq and is a predicted model, not a curated record.
UCAAAGGACACGCCACAAUAAAAUCGAUGCCCACAUUUUCACUCUCAUCUCUCUUUCUUUCUCUCUCAUAAAACCUCUUUCUCUCUCUAAAAAUUGGAACUUCGGCAGUAGAAGAAGAACACAGGCAGGACGAGCUUCAAUUUCAUCACUGAUUGAGAGUGGUUUCUGCAAUGCACCGUGUGGGUAGUGCUGGAAACACAGCCAAUUCCACCCGCCCUCGUAAAGAGAAGAGAUUAACGUACGUGUUGAAUGAUGCAGAUGACACAAAGCAUUGUGCGGGCAUAAAUUGUUUGGCUGUGCUGAAGUCAUCAGUGUCUGGUGGGAGUGAUUAUCUUUUUACUGGGAGUCGUGAUGGCACACUAAAAAGAUGGGCAUUGGGUGAUGAUGUUGCUACCUGCUCUGCUACCUUUGAGUCUCAUGUGGACUGGGUAAAUGAUGCUGUUCUUGCUGGUGAUAAUACACUUGUUUCCUGCUCUUCAGAUGCCACCCUCAAGACAUGGAAUUCCUUGUCCGAUGGGAAUUGUACAAGGACUCUCCGUCAGCAUUCUGACUAUGUUACUUGUCUUGCUGCAGCUGGAAAAAAUAGCAAUGUUGUUGCCUCUGGGGGACUUGGAGGGGAGGUAUUUGUGUGGGAUCUUGAAGCUGCGCUUGCUCCAGUUUCAAAGUCAGGUGAUGCAAUGGAAGAUGAUUGUUCGAAUGGUAUCAAUGGUUCUGGGAAUCCACUGCAAAUGACAAGUUUACGCACAAUUAGCUCAAGCAAUAGUAUUUCAAUGCACACUACUCAGUCACAUGGAUAUGUUCCAAUUGCUGCCAAAGGCCACAAGGAGUCAGUUUAUGCUUUGGCAAUGAAUGAUAGCGGAACUCUUCUUGUCUCUGGUGGUACAGAGAAGGUGGUCCGUGUUUGGGACCCAAGAAGUGGGUCAAAGACGAUGAAAUUAAGAGGGCAUACAGAUAAUAUCAGGGCUUUGCUUCUUGACUCUUCUGGCAGAUUUUGCUUGUCUGGAUCUUCUGAUUCAAUGAUCAGACUAUGGGAUCUUGGUCAGCAACGAUGCAUGCAUACCUAUGCUGUGCACACAGACUCUGUAUGGGCUCUUGCAAGUACUCCUACAUUUAGUCAUGUAUAUAGUGGUGGCAGAGACCUUUCUUUAUACUUGACAGACUUGGCAACAAGAGAGAGUCUUUUGCUUUGCACAGGGGAGCAUCCUGUUCUUCAGUUGGCUUUGCAUGAUGAUAGUAUAUGGGUUGCAACUACAGACUCUUCAGUUCAUAGGUGGCCUGCCGAGGGAAGCAACCCUCAGAAGAAUUUUCAAAGAGGUGGCUCAUUCUUAGCUGGAAAUUUGUCAUUUUCAAGGGCUAGGGUGUCCUUAGAAGGAUCUACACCCACUCCUGUUUAUAAAGAACCAUCUUUUACAAUUCCUGGAACCCCUGGGAUAGUGCAACAUGAAAUACUAAAUAAUAGAAGGCAUGUCUUGACAAAGGAUACUGCUGGUUCAGUGAAGCUGUGGGAGAUCACCAGGGGCAUUGUAAUUGAGGAUUUUGGAAAGGUUUCAUUUGAUGAAAAAAAGGAGGAGCUUUUUGAGAUGGUAAGCAUUCCUGCAUGGUUCACUGUGGAUACUAGACUUGGAAGUUUGUCUGUCCAUUUGGAUACCCCACAAUGCUUCUCUGCUGAGAUGUAUUCGGCAGACCUCAACAUUGUGGGAAAGCCUGAGGAUGAUAAGGUUAACCUUGCACGGGAAACUCUUAAAGGUCUGCUGACUCAUUGGUUGGCCAAAAGAAAGCACAAAUUUGGAUGCCAAGCUACAGCCAAUGGGGAGAUAUCUGGGAAGGAAAUUACGGCAAGAAGUCUCACCCAUUCAAGAAUUGAAGCAGAUGGGAAUGCCGAAAAUGAUUCGAAUGUCUACCCACCUUUUGAAUUUUCUACAGUAUCUCCUCCUUCCAUUAUUACUGAGGGCUCACAGGGAGGUCCGUGGAGGAAGAAAAUUACUGAUUUAGAUGGAACUGAAGAUGAGAAAGACUUUCCUUGGUGGUGUUUGGAUUGUGUGUUGAAUUAUCGCUUACCUCCCAGAGAAAAUACCAAAUGCAGCUUUUAUCUACAUCCAUGUGAAGGUUCUACUAUCCAGAUCCUUACACAAGGAAAACUGAGUGCACCUCGUAUUUUGAGAAUUCACAAAGUUGUUAACUAUGUUAUUGAAAAGAUGGUCCUUGACAAGCCAAUAGAAAGCGUGAAUCCUGAUGGGGCAUUUCCUUCAGGUCCUGCUGGAGGACAGUUGCAGACCUCAGCAGUUGGUGAUGGAUCUUUCCGACCUGGAUUGAAGCCAUGGCAAAAGCUUAGGCCUUCCAUAGAGAUACUGUGCAACAAUCAGGUCUUGCCUCCGGACAUGAGCUUGGCCACGGUGCGUGCUUACAUAUGGAAGAAACCUGAAGACCUGGUUCUUAAUUACAGGGUAGUUCAAGGCAGGUGACCAUGACAUCGAGGAGAAGGUAAUUUGUGCUUGUAUAAAGUACUGGAACAAAUUUGAUUCUUCCGAGGAUGCUUCUGUUGAUCAGAAAUACAUCGGAUUGUUGUAAAUUUGGAAAGCAAUCAAGUACUGGAUCUAGUGCAUCCUCCAAUCUCUGCUGAGGGCUUCUCGCUAGCAUUUCCCUAGUUCAAGUGGUGGUAUUAUAAACUUUGAACUUUGUGGCUGACAUGCGAGCUUUCACAGGAUACUGCGAGUUGCUUACUGGUCAACAUUCUGCAUAUGCCAAUAGAAGGGUUUUUGUCUGUGGAUGAGAAAUGAUAGAAAGUAUCUUGGAGUUUCUCCGAGGGCAGAGAGUUAGAAAAAUAUUAUGGCGAUAAUCUUUGUAGAUUCGUAUUGGGGGUUACUGUACCUAGUCAUAAAUAACUCAGUUGUGGAGGUUAUUUUUUAACUUGGUUUUUGGAAAUAAAACAUUCCCAAUUUCUAUCAAAUGAAUUAUUAGAUAUUUAUUGCUA